This is a messenger RNA of Manduca sexta (tobacco hornworm), 2226 nucleotides long. RefSeq lists its product as uncharacterized. The transcript is spliced from 3 exons. The coding region runs from base 90 to 458 and encodes 122 amino acids. The record is from RefSeq and is a predicted model, not a curated record. NCBI's taxonomy places the organism in Eukaryota, Metazoa, Arthropoda, Insecta, Lepidoptera, Sphingidae.
UUUUUAUGGGCAGUUCCCACAAAGCUGCUCACUGCUGAUCGUUGCAGACCGCUCAGACAACCCGCGUAUAACCGCACUUAUUUUACGAAAUGUCUUCAUAUUCCAUAGUAAAGUUCGAGAAUUUCAAAGGUAGAGCGUCCAAAUAUGUAUUCGUGCCGGAAUCCUGGGUGAAAUACCGCCGUCCCAUUGACAAUGUGUGUGUGAUUUAUUUGCCCGCCGACGAAGCGUCGAUAGAAGAACGCGCUAAGAACUUGGAGACACCGGCAGCCGAUUGGAAGCAGCACCUGUGUCAAGUAAAAGACAUUGCAGAUAAUUACUGCGAUGCCAUGAUUGCCACCAUGCAGUACGACGCUAAGGAUCCAGUCGUCGGUACAAGCACUGAAGAACAAACAAAGAAAGACGCACAUCUACACAACCGACAAUGGAAGACUUGGCGAACAAGUCUAGCUACAGUAUAGUAGAUGUAACCAUGGACGAGCCAAACGAUAGCAUUCUACAACCAAACGCAUCCCAGUCAUUUAUUGACAAUAGGAACAAUAUUUCAGCACAAAUCGAAAAUUAUCUCUCUCAAAUUCAAGAAGCUGGGUCUUACCUCUUAAAUUUACUAAAAGAGGACGUAGUACCAAGACGGGAAAAAAGGAUUGUCCACGUGCCGCCGGAGUUCGACGAAAAUGACACAAGAUGGACACUGAGACAUCGGCAGCCGGGCCCGGGGCUGAAAGAGCUCAUUGAAAACUCCGAAGUGUAUGUUGAGGUGGAUAAACUUAAUAGAUACACAGGUAUGGCAACUUCAAGCGAAUACCUCACUAAGGUAUUGAUGACGAUUAUUUUUACUGACGAAGCGCUGUCUUAUUGUAAUAUGUUUGCACAGAAAAAGAACAAAUUGGAUAAUAAUGCAGUGAACGUGCUGUUUGAAUUCGUAAAAGGUUUUGCUUCUAGAAAGGGUUGGCCUGCUGUUGAUUUAGUGACUUUUAACGACUGGGUACGAAGCAAACUACGAAGUAUGAAAAUUCAGUUGCUGCCCUAAGUUCUCGCGCUGGACAUUGUCAAGCACGCGUGCGCCGACGCCGGGUGGAUCCAUUAUACAUUAUCAGAUUUGUUAUUGGCUUUCGUAUGGCCAAUGGGAUAGUUUAGAGCAAGGCUCCAUCUUUCCGAUCCGUACUCCUUCUUCAGUAGAAUAAUAUUUUGUGAAACAGAUAAGUAAUUUCAGAGUUCUCCAGUAAGUGUUACACAUUUAUGUAUGUAAGCCAUAUGCAGUCCUCGGCAGCGAAUAGCUCUUUGUUUCGGUUUCUUAGAGCGGAUACAUUAAGUACGGUUUAGUUUUGAAUUCGACGGAGUAAUUUGACAGAUGAAGUGUUGCAAGCGGUACAGGAAUCCAAACAGUUAUGACGCAAAUAUCGAUAACACAAUAUCGAAAUUUCAAGUUUAUUUUAAAUAUUUUAAGUUUACUCGUGGUAGAUCUCUCAUAUGUGAGAGUCCGCCUGGCUAGGUAUCUCCGCAAUGUCUAUUUCUGCCGCCAAGCAACGGUAUGUAGACACUGUUUUGUUCCGGUUUGAAGGACAUUGUCGCCAGUGUAACUACUGGACAUACUGAGGCUUUACAUCUCAUGUCUCAGGAUGACGACCGCAGUAGAAUACCAAAUAAUACUUUGUAAUUCAAGGUGUUGUUGUUUCUACUGUUUAUCGGUCGUAUCGCUUACCAUCAGGCGAACGGCAUGCUCGUCUCGUCAUUCAAAGCAAUAAAAAAUACUCCAUCGAAUUAAAAUCUCGAGUAUAAUUGUACGUUUUUACUGAUUCUUUCUAUACCUUGAUGUUCAUUACUAAAUAUUGUACACUCAACAGCCUUCGCCGCCGUUAACACACGAUUCUAGUGCCCUAAACACGAAUACUACAGAAUUUCGCCAAAUGUUCGUAGCGGAGUACAGUUUUACAAUGCAGUACGUCUCAAAACUGAUUCCAACAGCCGAUUUGUAUUUACUCUUAACUACCAUGGGUUAACGAUUCGAAGUUUAUACGCAUCCAAUGUUCACGCUGCAGUAUUUUAGUUCUUAAUGCGCUUACGGGGUGCUGUGUAAAUUUCUAUACAAAACGUGUGUAUGUACUUAUACGCACGUAAAAAGUUAUACUUCUUUGGCGGAAGAAGAUAGAAAUCUUUCUAAAACAUUAAAAUUAAGCUAUUUUUCGUAUUUUAUUGCGGUUUUUAUGUUUUAGUGGUCACGGGGGGAAU